ACCCCGCGGUGCAGAAAGCUGAAGACCCGUCCACGCCUCCGGAGGAGCCUACCCUUCUCCCCCUCCAUUCCGGCCUCUCUGGGUGCAGCCACUCUCCGGCCCGGGAGCUCAGGCGUUGGCGGUAAAUCAGAGGCGUGGAUGUGUUUACAAGAUGUAAGUUGUGCUCUUUACCUUGUGCGAGCUUCUUACGCCCCGUGGUGACAGGUGCAAAUCAUGGCACAGAAGGGCAGCAUGAAGCCAGCGAAGAAAAACAGAGCGGAGGAGCCAGAAUUGGAGCCCCUGUGCUGUUGCGAGUACAUAGAUCGAAAUGGAGAAAAGAACCACGUGGCCGCUUGUUUGUGUGAUUGCCAAGAUCUGGACGAAGGGUGUGAUAGAUGGAUAACGUGUAAAUCUGUGCAGCCAGAGACUUGCGAAAGAAUCAUGGAUACAAUCUCUGAUCGCCUCCGAAUUCCUUGGCUUAAAGGAGCCAGAAAAGUCAACAUUAGCAUCAUUCCCCCACUCAUCCUGCUGCCCGUCUUCCUCCACGUGGCUUCUUGGCACUUCUUCCUGGGCGUGGUGGUUUUGACCUCCCUUCCUGGCCUGGCUCUGUGGUACUACUACCUCACUCACAGAAGGAAAGAACAGACUCUGUUUUUCCUGAGCCUCGGACUGUUCUCCCUGGGCUACAUGUACUAUGUGUUCCUGCAGGAAGUGGUCCCCAAAGGGCGUGUAGGACCCACUCAACUAGCUCUUCUUACCUGCGGGUUAUUUCUGAUCCUCUUAGCCUUGUACAGAGCCAAGAAGAAUCCAGGCUACCUCAGAAAUCCAGCUAGCGAUGACACUUCUCUAAGCAGCAGCCAAAUCGAAUGCCUGAACAGAAAAGGGCAGGAGAAGACCAAAGGGUUCCCUGGAGCUGAUUCGUCAGGAAGUCUCAACAACCGCUCACUGAAGGAUGAACCCAAGGGCAUGUCCAGGAUGUUGGCUGGAAGCCCUGCCAAGGUGAAGGAGGACUGGUGUGCCAAGUGCCAGCUGGUGCGACCAGCCCGGGCGUGGCAUUGCCGCAUCUGCGGCAUUUGUGUGAAGAGAAUGGAUCAUCAUUGUGUCUGGAUAAAUAGCUGUGUUGGAGAAUCAAAUCAUCAAGCAUUUAUACUUGCCCUUUCGAUCUUCUUGCUUACCUCGGUGUACGGGAUAACGCUGACCUUGGACACCAUUUGUAGAGAUAGAAGUGUCUUCACUGCUCUCUUCUAUUGUCCUGGAGUUUAUGCAAAUUACAGCUCAGCACUGUCCUUCACCUGCGUGUGGUACUCUGUGAUCAUCACCGCGGGCAUGGCCUACAUCUUCCUGAUCCAGCUGAUAAACAUCAGUUACAAUGUGACGGAGAGGGAAGUCCAGCAGGCCCUUCGACAGAAGACGGGGCGCCGGCUCCUCUGUGGGCUCAUCGUGGACACAGGCCAGUACAAUCGGGGCUUCCUGCGGAACUGGCACCAGUUCUCCACCCUGGGCACUCGCCCAUUCCACCACCCUGCUGAGGACAUCGUCUGAAGUGCCUUCUGCGGGGCUUCCGGGAGGGCUGGCUCCUCCGUCGGCUCCUUCCUCCUGUACAUUUCCGUGCUCAUGCAGGAUGUUCGUUUUUAUUCCCAGUUUCUUAAAGGCAUUUUAGGCCAUGCUCAGGUUUAGAGACUGGACUGGGAAGCAGUUAAUCUUUCUGACAUAACAACUUAGGAGAUUUUUAUAUCGAAGCUGUGAAAGUAGAGCCAUUCCUUUCCAGUCACCUUAUUAACUAAUUCAACCACCAGAAACUGAAAAGGGUGCGGAUUGCUGAUGCACAAGUUGAUAGAAGCAAUACCCAUCCGCUGGUCUGCGAGAAAGAGUUUUGGGUUAGGACAGUUCUCCAUCCUCUUUCAAUUCCUA
Molecule: messenger RNA, 1890 nt
Organism: Condylura cristata (star-nosed mole)
Lineage: Eukaryota; Metazoa; Chordata; Mammalia; Eulipotyphla; Talpidae
Gene: ZDHHC23
Product: zinc finger, DHHC-type containing 23
Exons: 5
Coding region: 214-1521 (435 amino acids)
Biological process (GO): protein targeting to membrane; peptidyl-L-cysteine S-palmitoylation
Cellular component (GO): endoplasmic reticulum; Golgi apparatus
Molecular function (GO): protein-cysteine S-palmitoyltransferase activity
Source: RefSeq, a predicted model, not a curated record